AUGGAAAACGAGAAUGAACAGGCAACUACAUGUCCAUCAUCUAGCUCAAAUCGUCCAUCGGAGAAUUCUGGUUACGGAUUUCAAGGAAUCAUGGAACCUCCGACUCCUAUCAGCAAUACAAGCUCUGCCACGAGCAAGAUAGUUGGUUUAGAACUCGAUAAUAGAGCUGAUGGUUGGGAAUCUGAAGCGCCUUGUGGAUCUCCUAUAGUUGAACAGCGUACUGAGGAACGACCAAAUCAUACGGAACCUAAUAUUGGCAGUUCCUUGAAAUCUCAAAAUGUCGAAGUGGUUGAUGAUGAUACGAUUGAGGAGCCAAAGUCGGGAAUGGAGUUUAAUUUCCUUGAAGAGCUAUUAUGUUAUUAUAAGGAAUACGGUAAAAAAUGCGGGUUUGGGGUGAUGACAAAACGGACUGAUAGGGGAGAAGAUGACUCUGUUAGAUACGUCACUCUUUGUUGUGCCCGAGGUGGGAAGGCCCGGAAUAGGACGUUGAAUGUUGCCAAGCCACGUCCAAUAGGAAAGACAGAAUGUAAGGCAAGGAUUAAUGCCUUAAAGCAAGAUGGAGUGCUGAGGUUGACGAUAGUACAUAAUAUCCAUAACCAUGGCCUCAGUCCGAAGAAAUCCCGCUUCUUUCGAUGUAAUAGAGAAGUUAGUGAUGCCGUAAAAAGGGUCCUAGAUACCAAUGAUUUGGCUGGCAUCCGAGCGAGUAAGAGUUACGGAUCUCUCGUUGUUGGAGCGGGUGGAUUCGAGAAUCUCCCAUUUCUCGAAAAGGAUUGUCGCAAUUAUAUUGACAAGGCAAGACAUCUACGACUUAGCGCAGAUGAUGACGAGAGGUUAAAGAACGUCUUUUGGUCAGAACCCCGUAGUAGAGCAGCGUACCAAUAUUUCGGCGAUGUGGUGACAUUCGACACCACAUACCUAACAAAUCGAUAUGGGAUGCCCUUUGCACCAUUUGUUGGUGUAAACCACCAUGGGCAGUCAAUUCUGUUGGGAGCCGGCUUGAUUUCUAGUGAGGAUACUGAGACAUUUGUGUGGUUAUUCGAGACAUGGUUGCAAUGCAUGGAUGGUAUCGCUCCAAAAGUAAUUAUCACUGAUCAAGAUAGAGCGAUGAAAAAUGCAAUCGCUCUUGUCUUUCCAAAUACUCGGCACAGAUUUUGUCUUUGGCAUAUACUGAAGAAAGUUCCCGAGAAACUUGGCUCAUAUGGUUCCUACAAAACUGGGAUGAAAAGUGCCUUGAUGAAAUGUGUAUAUGACACCCAACGUGUUGAUGAGUUUGAGAAGUGUUGGGAUGAGUUGAUUACCACUUACAACUUGCAUGAGAAUGCGUGGUUGCAGAGCCUUUACGUUGAGCGUAAACAUUGGGUACCGGCAUAUUUGAAGGAGUGUUUUUGGGCUGGAAUGAGUACAACGCAGCAAAGCGAGAGCAUUAAUGCAUUCUUUGACGGUUAUCGGUUCCAAGAGUUGUACACAAUUGCGAAGUUCAAGGAAGUUCAGCAGCAAGUCAACGGCAUCAUUGACUUGAAUCCAAAGUUACAUAAAAGUGAUGGGAAUGUAAAGACAUAUAUGGUUGAGGAUGAAGUAGCUCUUGAGGAGUUAACUAAGUUGGUUCGGCAUUUUGUGGACUUUAGUGAGGAUGAUGCAGUUGCAAAGUGCUCUUGUGGUUUAUUUGAGAUGAGGGGGAUAUUGUGUCGGCACAUAUUGGCUGUAUUCAGGUGUAACGAUAUUAGACAUUUGCUGGAAAUAUACAUUUUAGAUCGAUGGAGGAAGGAUAUUAAAAGGCGAUACACAUUAAUCCACAGUAGCUAUGAUGAGGGGGACCAACGGCCAGAUGCUAAUAGAUAUGCAAGUCUCUUAAGUAUUUGUUAUCAGAUGAUCACUCAUGCAGCUGGUUCAAGAAAACAUACUGAGGAUGCGAGAAGUAAGUUACAUGCCAUGAUUGAGCUGUAUCGUGCAAAUGAAGAACCCCCAUCUUUCACUCAAAUUGGUUCUAAUGUGGAUCCUUCGGCAAAUGACACUACGGUCGGGUGCCCUGGGGAAGUACAUAGUCCACGUGUUGUGCGAGGUAAAGGCAGACCUCCAUCUCUAAGAAGAGCAUCCAGGAUGGAGAUAGACAUGAGGAAAGCAAAAGCAAAGACAAAGAAAGCACCGGUAAAGGGAAAGCGGAAAGAGCGAGAUGGAGGAGAUACUCGGGUCGUGGAGAAAGGAGAUGCACCUGUUGCGGAAGUAUGCAGGAGUUUAUUUGGCACUUCUGAGAUUGAUCUCUCCAAUGUUGGAGACAUGCAGGCUAUUCCGGGUGUGGGUAUAGACAUUACUGGAACACAGUCCCGAGAAAUCGUGAUGCAGAGUCAAGAAAGUAUGCAAGUUGGGUUGGAUGGAUCACUCUUGGAUUUGUUUGGGUUGGGCGGAUCACAACGGUUGGAAUGA
Molecule: messenger RNA, 2421 nt
Organism: Carya illinoinensis
Lineage: Eukaryota; Viridiplantae; Streptophyta; Magnoliopsida; Fagales; Juglandaceae
Product: protein FAR1-RELATED SEQUENCE 5-like
Exons: 7
Coding region: 1-2421 (806 amino acids)
Molecular function (GO): zinc ion binding
Source: RefSeq, a predicted model, not a curated record